AUGGCGUUCUCGCUGCCUCCGCAAGCCUUUCGGUCGGGCCAUAACAACUUUCCGGCAACGACAAACGAUGCGGCUACGGUAUCCCAAAAGGCCGACGCUACCUCCUCUGCAGACGCUACCACCGCGAGUCAAAGCACGAACCCAAAGAAUAAAACAGGGCUGUUCGGCUGGCUGCUUCGCCGGAACCGAGUAGCCGACAACCCGAGCGAAGCGAGUGACAACGCGCAGGUGCUCAUCAAGAGCCGACUACUAUUUGUCAACGACGUCAAGCGCACGAUGGAGUACGCCGCCUAUUUGCAGAAAUUCCAUCGCGCUGACCCCUACUCGGCCAACACUGUGCGCUCGUCCAAGUACUCAGCCCUUAACUUUCUCCCAAAGUCGCUCUUUGAGCAGUUCCGUCGCGUGGCCAAUUUCUAUUUCCUCAUCAUCUCGCUUCUUCAGUUGUGUACAGACUUGUCCCCUACGAACGAAUAUUCGACGAUUGGACCUUUGAUGCUCGUACUGACUGCUACGAUGAUCAAGGAAGGGCUGGAAGAUCGCGCGCGGCAUCAACAAGACUGGGUCGUAAACCACGGCAAGGUCGAGACGCUCGACGGUACGGUAGAACCAGGUAGAAGCAAGAGUAGGGACCCCGAGAACGUGUCGCGUACACUUCAUCUAGGAGAUUUCCAAUCGAUCUAUUGGAAAAAUGUGCGUGUGGGUCAUGUGAUCAAGAUCCACGAUCAAGAACAGGUACCGGCCGACAUAGUGCUUCUAUUUUCCAGCCAAGGAACGGGUGAAGCCAUGUGCGAGACGUCCAGUCUCGAUGGCGAGUCCAACCUCAAAGUCCGUCACUGUAUCAAGUGGAAUCGUAUCAUCCCGUAUACACCCAAAGAGUUUGGAGACUCUGUACAUGGAGAGAUACGCUGCGAGGCGCCGAAUAAAAGACUGUACAGUUUCGACGGAGUGGUGCGGAUCUCUCGCUCGAAAACUCAGGCAAUCGGUGAACCUCCCAGAUCCUAUUUGGAGGUUCGGUCACUCGAGAAUGAGGACGAAGAAAAUGCGCCGGAAGCGGAAGAAAUCCCCAUCACGAUCGAGAAUGUUCUCUUGCGUGGUAUGAAACUGUGCAACACGAAAUGGGUCGUUGGAGUCGUUGUUGGCGGUGGGAAUGACACGAAAUUGGUGCAGAACAUGAAGUCAAUUCCGUCCAAGUUCAGUCGCUUGGACCGGAUUGCGAAUCGCUGCAUCUUCCUCAUUUUCUCGGUCCUUUUCGGUGUGUGUUGCUUCAGCUCCAUCCAGGCGUCUCUGUUUGUUGUAAAAGUGCAUAAGAAACCCGGUUACGCGUCGGCAUACCCCUUCGUGGCGCCAUUCCACCCAGCCUACGUCUUGGAAGCGUGGGUCACGUAUUUGAUCCUGUACAACAAUAUGGUGCCGAUCUCGCUGUACAUCAGCUUGGAGGUGGUCAAAUGGUACCAAGCGCGACGUAUCGAGAACGACCCAAAGAUGUACUGCCCCCUCACUGGUCGUGGCGUGACGGCACGUACGUCCAAUGUGAACGAAGAUCUCGGCCAGAUCAAGUACAUUUUCAGCGACAAAACGGGGACGUUGACCAAGAACCAAAUGCUCUUCAAGGUGUGUAGUAUCGGCGGUAUUAUCUUUGACGGGUCGAACAUGCAGCACCGUCGAGCAGCUCAAGCUGGCAGCGAAGAUCUGUCUGUGGGCAGUGAUAUGAUGCUCAAGUUCGGCUCUGCCUCCGCUGUUCGAGGGGGUAGUUCGGGCCGAGAGGGGGGCACGGAUGGCAGACGCAAGUCCAAGCACGUGUCUGUGACGGAGAAGGACGUUCGGUCGUACUCGCAGAUGAUGAAGUUCGUGGAGAACCCCUCGCGUUUCUCCGGUAAAGAGCUGCACGCUGUGGAGUUGGCUCGUCCAUUCUUUCGCUGCCUGUUGCUGUGUCAUUCGGCGUCUGUAGCGCUCGAGGGCCCCUCGGAUCACACUGACGCUCAUAGUACAGUAAGCCGGACACCGACAGAAAGCAGUAUAGGAACAGAAAGCAGACGCCACAGUGCCGGAUACAACUCGUUCACGAGCAACCUUGCGGCUGUAGAGGCAACGGAUUCCUUCCCUUCCCUUGUCAAGGGUGACCGGAAGUUCUUCGGCUCCUCACCAGACGAAGUUGCGCUUCUGAAUGCUGCACUGGAGUUCGACUGCGUGUACGAACGUCGAGACGGCGAUGUCAUCCACAUCCGAUUGUUCGGCAUACCCGAGUCGUAUCAACUUCUGGCCUUGAACGAGUUUGACAGUACACGGAAGUGCAUGUCUGUGGUGGUGAAGCGAUUGAAUCGAGCCGAUCGCCACGACUCCAAGCUGGCUCGUGUUCAGGACAAUUUGGGGGAUCUGGAACAUACAGAUCUGGAUGGCAUGGUCAGUGAUUCUGAAUCCGAAGACCAAGACAUUCUGGUGUUCUCAAAAGGAGCUGACACUGUCAUGUUUGCGAACGCCAAUAAGGACCAAGAUAUCAACAAACUGGCGCUACAUGUGCACUACUUUGCUGCAAUGGCUCUCCGGACGUUGUUACUUGGCUAUCGCACACUGUCGAUGGCGGAAUAUACCGAGUGGAAGUGCGAAUUCGAUUCCGCCAAGAAAGCGUUGUCAAGUCGAGAGCAACUAUGCGUGGAAGUGGCAAGGAAAAUUGAGAGAAGCACCAAGUUAUUAGGCGCCACUGGAGUGGAAGACCUCCUUCAAGAUGGCGUGAGGGAGUGCAUUUCCCAGUUGUCUCUUGGAGGUAUCAACAUCUGGAUGCUUACAGGAGACAAGGACGAAACAGCCAUCUCGGUUGCUCACAUGUGCGGCCUCAUCGGUCCCAAGAGCAAAAUCAUUAUCAUCAAGGGGAAGACGAAGCAAGAUUGUCUCGAUGAGAUCGCGAAAGCCCGACGGAAGCUCAAGCGAGAAGGUGUGUGGGUCCCUGGAGUGGCGUCUCAGGACAUUUCGUUAGUGAUCAACGGCGAAGCGUUGGAACUCUUACUGGCUGAUGCGCUCACGUCGAGCAAGAUCAAAGCGCAAAUAUCGUCCGUCAACGCCAACCAAGUGGCUCCUCACGGAGACACUCACAGCGCUACAAUCGACGUGCUACGAAGCGAGCGAGACACGCGACUUAGUGGCUCCAUGUCGGCCAAGUCGAUGGGUAAUUUGCCGUUCCCAGGGACCCCAAACUCGCGGCAUCGCUCGAGCUCAAGACCUGGAUCAACACGAGCAUCAAUCACGGACCCCAACGGCAACGUUCAAUUGGCGCACGAAUUGUUCCUCGAGCUUGCUUCUCAGUGUAGAACCGUGGUGGCCUGUCGACUGAGUCCAAUGCAGAAGGCUCAAGUUGUGAGCUUGAUGAAGGCUGCACCAGGCACACCACUUACUCUCGCUGUAGGAGACGGAGGCAACGACGUGAGUAUGAUACAGGAAGCUCAUGUGGGCAUCGGUAUUUACGGACACGAAGGGAUGCAGGCGGUGCGUGCUGCAGACUUCGCCAUCGCCACAUUCCGCCACCUUUCGCGACUUCUGCUCGUGCAUGGACGCUGGAAUCAUCGACGAGUGGCGCGCGUUAUCUUGUUCUCCUUCUACAAGAACAUGGCUCUCAUCAUGACGUUGUUCUUGUAUUCUUUCUACAACGGAUACUCGGGUCAAACUCUGUACGAAUCGUACUUGAUGGUUGGCUGGAAUGUGCUGUACACGGUCCUGCCCAUUUUCGUGCUCGGCAUCACAGAUGAAGACAUUCGAGACAGCGCAGUCCUCCGGUUCCCGUUCGUGUAUCGGAGCUCUCUUAGAAAGAGCGAGCUGAGCAUCAAAGGACUGAGUUUCUGGGUCGCAAAUGCGCUCUUCCAUUCUCUUUUGGUGUUUUACUUUGUCAUGAAAACCAUGGGCGGGGUCUCCUCGAAAGACAGCCAUACGAAUGGACUUUUCCCGGACGGCACUGCUGUUUAUGGAGCGCUUAUCAUCACAGUAACGCUGAAGGCUUCUCUACACAUGCAGUGCUUGUACCGCUGGACUCGAGCGCAUUAUAUCUCACUGGUAGGUGGGUUUCUGGCGUACGUUCUGUUCGUGGGGGCGUACUCCCAAGCGUACCGAAUGUUCCCGUCUUUCGACGUGUUCCGUGACUUCCAAGGUCUCGCACACAUUCUCUUCUCCGAGAUGCUGUACUGGGCGAUGCUGCUCUUCACGGCGAUCACUUGUCUCUGUGUUGACUUGGCUGUCAUGUACUUGAGGAAAAUGUACUUGCCUUCCAGCAACGAUAUCAUCCUCGAGAUUGACAGCGGGCUCGGUGACCUCCCCUCCAUACCAGUUCGUAACGCCGACGGCUCCGUUGACCAUUCUCGCGCUGCCAAGUUGAUCUACAGCUCGUCAGGGCGAUCAGAGGAAGGAAGUUACAGUGGAGCGAGCACUGCAGUCGGUGGCAGUAUAAAGGGGGAGCUUACGCCGUCUCUACUAGAAGGCGAGUGGAGCCAACAAUUCCGAGACUUCGACCUGCCCACAGAACACGACGAGCUCUCGAAGCAGCUCGUCUCCAUCCAACGCGAACUGGCUCAGGAGAUUGGACAUCCCGACCCACUAAUGCAAGAAGACGACGCGCAUAGCUCUCGCGCUCUCAGAGUUCAGCCUCCAGUGCAUCCACUCACACUCGAGUUCAUGGGGGAAGAACAUCAACGUCUUGAGAUGGAGUACGAGAUCACGUUUGCCUUCCGAGAACGCAGUCGAGUGAUGUUGUGUCUCAAGGUCAUGGCGUUUAUGAUUCCUCUGUACGCAGCCUACGAGGUGCUGUGGGAACGCGAGUCUUCGUACAUUUAUAUCCGCGUGGGCUACUUCGUCUGCGACGUGUUAUUCAUGCGCUUCGCCCGCACCAAAUACUUCGUCCAGCACUACCAGAUCGCGAUCCUGCUCCCGUACUGCAUGAUCGGCAUGGCUCUUACGCUGACCAUCUCCGACACGGGCAAGUUCGCGGCUGCGCUGUACCCCGUGGGUCUGUUCGUGGUGAUUCGCGUCAAGUUCCUCUACGCGCUGAUGCUCUCGAUCUACAACUUCGCCUUCUACAUGCUGGCGGACAGACUGAGCUCCAUGAACUACAGCAACAGCGUGGACCUCACGGACCUCAUGCUUUUCGCGUUGUAUCUGGUGUUCGUCAUUACCUUCGGAGCGUAUGCGUGUUACUCGCUUCAGAUCACCAUGAGACGAGACUUUCUCCAGAGUCGAUCGCUACUCAUCGAGCAGAAACGAUCGACUCAAAUCCUCAAGAAUAUGCUGCCAGAGCACGUGGUUCAGCGUAUGCAGAAGGGAGACACGCUGAUCAGCGAAGACGAACAAGACGUGACGAUUCUAUUCUGCGACAUCGCGGACUUUGCCUCGUUCGUGAACCGCUUUACCCCCACCGAAGUCGUGUCUCUGCUGGAUCGCGUGUACUCGCUCUUCGACCAAAUCUGUCAGAAACAUGGCGUUCGGAAGAUGGAGACGGUCGGGAAGACGUACAUGGCUUGCGCUGGCUUGCAGGGCAAAGAUCACGGUCGAGAGGCGGCACUGCGAGCUGUGUCGAUGGCGUUGGACAUGUUGGCGUGUCUGGACAAAUGUCGGGCGUCGAAUGGCGACGGGAUAAAGCUGCGGAUCGGAGUUCAUUCCGGUCGUGUGGUGAGUGGCUUGGUGGGUAUGAAGAAGCAGCAGUUCUCGCUGUUCGGAGACACCGUCAACACCUCCUCGCGUAUGCAGUCGACGGGCGUGACGGGGCGCUGUCAGAUCUCCCAAGUCACGUACAAGAAGCUGGUGGGUCAUUUCACCUUUGAGGAGCGACAGAUCGACGUGAAAGGCAAAGGAACCAUGACCACGUAUCUCGUGGGGGAGCCUCUCACGGAGGUGGCUCAGCUGUCGUGUCUGGGUCAACUGGAGUUCAGUGGCAAGCGAGACUCGGCCAUGAUGUCCACAUCGAUCAUAAACGUACGUCGCGCCUUCGAGCAGGACUUCCUGGCUGCCACUCGAAACAAAAUACUGCACUCAGCCAGACAGAGAUGGAAGAAAUACGACCCGAUUCGGAUGCUACUGGGCACGCCUCCCGAUCUCGCGUCGUGGGGAGGAACCGACACGAGCGAAAGCGUGGAACAGCACAUGCUGACGGAGAUUCGACUACUGAACAUGUGCUUCAAGGACAACGACAUGGAGAACAAGUAUCUCGAGAGUACGCUGUCCAACCGAGUAGAGGGCGCUCGCACAACGCUCCUUGCUCUAGCAGUGUACGCUUCCUUCACUUGUAUGCGCGAUCUCUUGGUGGAGGUCUUCUCGGUGGUCAGCUCGUAUGCUCCGCAGAAGGAGAUCUCGGCCACGAUGUACUCGAUCCUACUGUUCAUCCGGAGUCCGUUUGUCAUCGUAGCCAUCCUGGUGUCACGGAGAGUGAGGGACGAGUUCGUCUUUUACUCGGAGUUUAAGCUGCGCAAUGUUCUGCUCGGAUUCUACCUCGUUGGACUCUUUGUGUUUACACUCACGCAAGCGCUGCUAUGGGGGCUCAACUACGAAGCAGAUCUCGACACGUCGCCUCGAUAUGUGAACUUGUGUCUCGAUACAGUCCUCGCGAUGUUCGUAGUGUCCAAUGGCAGAUCCAUUCUGUACCGUCACGUGGUCGUCUUUAACGUGAUGGCGCUGAUCAUGGUGUCCAUUACGACGUUGGUGUCACUGCAGAGAUACCACCAGGACGCAGCCAAGUUCAACUCCAAGUUCAAAACCAGUUACCCCAUCGUCCUCACGUACUUCUCCGUGGUGGCCAACAUCAUCGCGUCCCAAAGUGUCGAGUUCUUCACACGACGUCAGAUCUGGCUCAAGACUCGUACGCAACUGGAGACGAUGAACGCCGAUCGUUUGUUGUAUCAAAUGCUUCCGGCUGCUGUGGUGAUGCGCCUGAAAGAAGGAGAAAUGGUGUGCGAUCAGCAUCAACAAGUGGGUAUUUUAUUCUCCGACAUCAAGGGCUUUACAUCCAUCGCCUCCCAAGCCGCCACCGCUCAAGUGGUCAACAUUCUGGCUUCUCUCUUCUGCGCCUUCGAUAAGCUGACUGAGAAGCACGGAGUGUUCAAGAUGCAGACGAUUGGAGACGCCUACGUGAUCGUAUCAGGUCUGCCGUAUGUGGAUAUGAGUCUGGGUCCAGGUGUGGUAACUAGCUCUGCAAGUACAGCCGACAUGUCCAUUGCUGACGUGGCGUCGGCCAGUACUCCGAGUAUCGCAGGUAUCGCUUCAGGGUUUAUGAGAGUGUCAAGCAACCGCGUGUUGCCGCUGGAACGGAAGAACGAGAUCGUGGAAGGGCAGAACGGCAGUCCACGAGGCUCAGGCUCCAAGCUGAGGUCACAUCUCUUACGACGAAGCACACUGAAGCACAAACACCAGAUGCACUUACGUAGCCAUAUCCGUGACCUGUUGGCCAUGGCUCGAGAUAUGCACAAAGAAGUUCGCAAGGUGCAGGACCCGAAUACCGGUGAACGGUUGCAGAUGCGAAUCGGUAUCCAUAUCGGUAACAUCAUCGGUGGUGUCAUUGGAACUACCACUCUACGUUACGACAUGUGGGGGCCUGACGCCCUCACAGCGAACGAACUUGAGUCGAAUGGCGUUCCUGAGAAGAUCCUUGUCAGUCUUGUGGUACAGGAGGUGGUCAAGGACAUGAUCGACAUCCGCUGUACGCCCCACCGCAAGAUCAACUUCACUAACGUCCCCAUGAUGGAUACAUAUCUUGUUGAGUUCAUCGAGCCCGACGGCACGGGAGGCAGAGCAAGUGGCUGCAUUGCAGGUAGUAGUACAAGGGAGAACAGCGUGAUACCACCCGAACCACUUAACCCUUCUCCAGGCUACGUAGGCUCCGACAACGACACAAAUCGGUCUCAAAGCCCACGGGAACAGACAACCCCCCAUUAG
This is a messenger RNA of Phytophthora infestans T30-4, 7899 nucleotides long. Its product is annotated as phospholipid-transporting ATPase, putative. Gene Ontology annotation, molecular function: ATPase-coupled intramembrane lipid carrier activity; ATP binding; ATP hydrolysis activity. The coding region runs from base 1 to 7899 and encodes 2632 amino acids. The transcript has a single exon. Gene Ontology annotation, cellular component: plasma membrane. Gene Ontology annotation, biological process: cyclic nucleotide biosynthetic process; intracellular signal transduction; phospholipid translocation. The record is from RefSeq and is a predicted model, not a curated record. Lineage: Eukaryota; Oomycota; Peronosporomycetes; Peronosporales; Peronosporaceae.